This is a messenger RNA of Neohortaea acidophila, 1644 nucleotides long. RefSeq names its product fungal-specific transcription factor domain-containing protein. Gene Ontology annotation, biological process: positive regulation of transcription by RNA polymerase II. The transcript is spliced from 4 exons. Gene Ontology annotation, cellular component: nucleus. Bases 90 to 1499 code for a protein of 469 amino acids. Gene Ontology annotation, molecular function: DNA-binding transcription factor activity; transcription cis-regulatory region binding. The record is from RefSeq and is a predicted model, not a curated record. NCBI's taxonomy places the organism in Eukaryota, Fungi, Ascomycota, Dothideomycetes, Mycosphaerellales, Teratosphaeriaceae.
UUGAGGAGCUGUCUGAUUGCCCACCGGCGCAACUCUAUCCAUCCGGCGUCUAUUUUCUCAACACCAGCACCACCGAGAUCGCACGCCAUAUGCUUCCUGCAGGCUUGAACCGCAAGUUAAUCGCCCCUCUUGAAAACGCUCCAAGUUCGGAAUUGCAUCCACAGCCAUCGCUCUCCUCGCCGCUGAUACAUUACAACGACACCCUUGUGUCCUUCUACGAUCAAGUCAUCUGCACCACUUCCACCUUCGUGGACAGCAUCGAGGACAAUCCUUUCCGCGGCGUGCUCAUGCCGCUGGCACUGCGCUUUCCCGCGGUUUUCGAUGCCGUCCAAGCGGUGUCAGCAAGGGUGCUGACGCUGCGCGAGCCAAGGUUUCACGACACGGCGUUGCAGCUGUACUCGACGUCUCUAAGAAACCUGGUGGUUACGAUAGACCGAUUGAUAGAGAGCGAGAGUGGGCUUCAAGAAGCUGGUGCGUUAUCGCUGCUUCUGUGUUGGUUUGAAAUCUCCAACGACAGUAAAGGGAGGUGGAUCAGUCACUUCACUGGUCUCAUGCAUUUGCUGGUGCCUUGCAAGUGCUCGCUCAGCUCGGCCUUUUCUUCCUUCUUUGUGGAUUAUUUCCUGUUUCAUCUUGUGAUUGCCAGAACUGUCUCUACCUUGGAAGACGUGAGUUCGACUUUCCAAAGUCAGAUGCAACAACACACGCCGGAGUUCGAGGCCGACUGCCACACAAACAGCGUAGGAGCCGAAAAUUCCAGGCCCCCGGCGCCGUUAUCCAGCCUGGAACAACUGCUUCUGCCAUCGAGUCCGUCGAAGAUGACCACCGUCCUUUUCAGUUGGAUCGAUGAGCGUGAUCUCUACGAGAUCAAUACUUACAAAGGACUGAGUGACGGCUUGCUACUCCUUAUCAACCAGAUUGCAGAUCUAGCUUUCCCUGCCAACAGAGAAGAGAUCCCUAAGCACCACCAAGACGCCGUGGCGCUCAGAGACUCCCUUGAACGUCUGCAACAGCGGCCUCCACUUCACCUCGACCUCCUCUACCUCCACCACAAAGUCACACUGAUACGAUCGCGCAUCGCCACUCGCACGUCCGCAUUGACUCCACUGGCCUCGGAGCCAGAAGUCUGCAGCCUUCUCAACCGUCUUCUAGAGACUUUCGAGGCGACACCAGACUUGACCAAGCUGGCGGCGAUUCCCUUGUGGCCUCUGUUCACCGCGGGGUGUAGCGCGGAGGGGGAAGACUCGCGGGUGCGUGUGCUGGGCAUCUUUGCGUGUGCCGAGAGUCACGCGCGCUUUGGCAACGUGCCUACGACCCGCCUAGUGGUGGAGCAAGUGUGGCGCGAGCGCGAUCUCGGUGUUGAUGAGCCUGUAUUGCCCGUGCGAAAGUACAAGCGGACUGCGGGCGUUGCAGAAGGAGGCGCAGGCGGGAGGAAAGAUGGUCGUUGCGUGUGGCAGUGCGUCGUAGAUAUUAUGGCUGAUGACAGAGGCAGCCUGACGUGAAAUUGUUCAGCAAGACUCCCCGCCGCGCCCAAGCUGUGACCUUUGCUUAUCCAUUCCCUUGUAUUCACCCGUUACAGCAUCGCAGUUCAGUAAGAUACGGUUAGUGCGAAACAUCGAGACGCAGCUAAAGCCGAAUUACGGGCGU